AUGGCGAUCAAAGAGCUCAAAGACUUGAACAAUCCAGAGGAUGGUCUCCGCAUUCUGAUCAUCGGCGCCGGUAUUGGUGGUCUUACUGCUGCUAUUGCACUGAGACAGCAGGGCCAUCGCGUUGAAAAGCUCUUCGAACGCUCGCGCUUCGCGAACGAAAUCGGCGCUGCUAUCCACCUGUCGCCGAACGCCAACGGCGUCCUUCAACGGCUUGGAAUUGAUGCGACUAAGUUUGGGGCUGUAGAAGCCGAGCUGCUCCGCGAAUACACGCCUGAUGGAGAACCGGUGCACAUCACUCAGCUUAAAAACUCGGCUGGGAUGUGGAGACAUGCUCAGCGCUGGCUCCUUGUCCACCGCGCCCAUUUCCACGAAGGCCUCAAAGCGGCCGCUCAAGCCUCAGACCGUGGUCCAUCCGCAGUCCUACACACGGCCAGCAAAGUAGUCGACGUCGAUCCUCACCUGGCAACCGUGACUCUCGAAAACGGCGAGAUCAUCUCUGGCGACGUGUUGAUCGGCGCAGACGGCGUACACUCUCUAACAAGAACUAAACUACCGACGAUCAACACCCCAUUCAGUUCUGGCAAAAACGCCUUCCGCUUCCUAAUGGCCCGCCAACAAGCACUCGGUGAUCCUGAAACCAAUAGCGUCGCGCGGGACUUCGGAGCAGUGGAUAUGUGGGACUCGUCUGAUCGGCGCGUGGUCAUUUAUCCGUGUGCGAAUAACGAGUUACUCAAUUUCGUUUGUAUCCAUCCGGACUCGAUGACUACUAUUGAUGUCGGUGGGGAUUCUUAUAAUCAGCAGAUUGGAAAGGACACGCUGCUUGAUGUGUUUAAGGAUUUUAAUCCUCAGGUGAGAAAGUUGUUGGAGAAGGCGGAUCCGGUUACUUUGAAGCUGUGGCCUCUCCUGGAUAUGGAUACACUCCCCGAGUGGAUAAAUGGUAGAAUGGCUGUGCUGGGUGAUGCCGUUCAUCCUUUCUUGCCGUACCGGGCUUCUGGUGGGGCUAUGGCGAUUGAGGAUGCGGUUUCGUUGGCUGUUAUGUUACCGAGGGGUAUUUCGAGACAGGAUGUGCCUGAGAGAUUAAAGGUAUACCAAAUGGCUCGUCAUGAACGGGCAACAACUGUCCAGGAGAUGACUCGCGAGUCGAGUAAGCUUCUUUCCCAGGAAAAAGCCAUGGGCAUGGUCGCCUACAUCUACGGCCACGACGAGUUCGACCACUCGGCCCAAGUCCUGCGAAAGUACCUCUGGUCCAAAACCCCACACAUGUACUGGCGCCAACCCAUCGUGUUCGGGCCAAUGCCAGGUCCCAGACAAGACUGGAUGGGUCGGGAUCGAGCACUCAAGUCACUCGAGUCGACCUUCAUGACAGCGUCCAUCAAGUUCAAGACCAGCCGUACGCUCCUGCAGAACCUCUUCCCGAAUGACCGGUACAGCUUUAUCUCGCCGAGUACCGUCGCGCGGGCCAGUUUCUCGCAGACCACGCUGAACGGUAUGGACUGGUUGGGCGGUGGCGGGUACAGACAUAUCGGACUGUAUAUCCACGGCGUGCAGUAUAAGAAAGAGAACGGCGAGGUACUCAAGGGUACCUACAUGCCUAUUCUCUUCGAGAGUCUGGCGGAUCCGAUUGUCUCGGGGCGCGAAGAGCUCGGCAUGCCGAAGCUGUAUACGGCCAUCGACGUGCACGAGCGGAGCAGCUCGUAUCGCCUGCAGACGAGCUGGCAGGGGGCCGUGUGGGGCCAUUUCGAGCUCGAGGAUCUAGAAGACCAGGAUCCCGCGGCCGACAAGGGUACUAUCGGAGGGGAGGAUGAUGAUGGCAUCUUGGUAUAUCGAUAUAUCCCCAAGGUUGGCAAAGAUACCAAGGGUCAGGCUGAGGCCGAGUACCCCGUUUUCGUGCCGCAUGCUCAGGAGUCCAAGGUCCUUCCGUCUCAGGUGACACGUCUGCGACGGACAACAAAUGCCAAGGUCGAAAUUAGUGCGCUCGGAUGGGAUGCGCUGCCGACGCUGCACCAUGUCGUGACGAGGUUGGCGGAGAUUCCAAUUGACGAGGUCAUUGAUGCGAAAAUCACCGAGGGGCGGGGUGUGCCAGAUGUGUCUAGUGCUCAGCGGAUUGAGUAG
Molecule: messenger RNA, 2112 nt
Organism: Penicillium cinerascens
Lineage: Eukaryota; Fungi; Ascomycota; Eurotiomycetes; Eurotiales; Aspergillaceae
Product: putative salicylate hydroxylase
Exons: 5
Coding region: 1-2112 (703 amino acids)
Molecular function (GO): lyase activity; monooxygenase activity; FAD binding
Source: RefSeq, a predicted model, not a curated record